AUGGAGACGAUCCCAGUCCUCGAUCUGCGGCUGCUCACCCAGGCGGAUAUCAACGCCCUCUCCUGCGCCUCCUCCUCCGGCGCCGGUGACAACCGGAGAUGCGACGACGUCGUGAUCCCAAAGAUCGACCGCUCUGUCUUCAACGAGAGUGCCGGAAGCCGCAAGCAGACCUAUUCUCGCCUCCGCCUUGCCCCUCGCAAGUCCCCUGAGUUUUGCCACUCUAGCUCCCCCUCGCCCUCCUCCGGUUCCGCCCGCGGCCGUCGCCGCGCCUGCGGCCCUCUCGUUGGUCCCUCCGCCUCCUCUUCCGCGAAUGCUCCUCCUCUUCCUCCGCCCGCUCCUUCCGAUCCCUUGCCUGUUCCUCCCGCCUCGGGUGCCGUGGAUGACUCCGGCCGCCUGGAGAACGGGCAGAUUGUUCUCUUUCUUCGUCAACUUUUCGCGCGGAACGGCGUUGAGAUCCCCAACGUAACCGCUCCUCCUCACGAUGAAAGCGCUACCGGUCUUAGAGCCAGCGUCAAUGACAAACUUAGCCCUGCGGAAAAUCUCCCUGGGAAUGGUUGGAGAGAGCAAGAGGCGACGAAAUCUGUGAACAAGGACUGUGAUGUUCUAAAUGUAAAUGGUGUGGCUGUAGACUUAAUAGGGCUGGGAGCGAAGGAGGAAAUCUUCGAGGCAGAUAUGAUGAGGAUGACACAGGGUCUAGUGACAGAGGAGCAGUUCCUGGAUUUCCUUGGGGGAUUGGAAGGGCAGUGGGGUAGUCGGAGGAAGAGGCGGAGGAUUGUGGAUGCUGCUAAUUUUGGUGUUGCCUUGCCAAAGGGUUGGAAGCUCUUGCUUGGACUCAAGAGGAAAGAUGGAAAUGUGUGUCUGCACUGCCGGCGAUACAUAAGGUUAGUUUAUUGGUUUUCUCCAUUGACGUGAUGAGCUUGUCCUAUUUCUUUGUCUAUGGUAUUCUGGAAUAUGAAUCGUUGUGAACAACUAUGAACAGAAACAUAUGACUUCAAGAAGACGAAUCUAUUGGUGAGGACUUAAAAAGAUAAGUGGUUAAUCAAAUGAAAAGGCUCAGUGGACUCCAACCAAAUCCCCAUCACUGCGGCCUUGCUGCUUUUAGAAGUCACAUUUUUCUGAAUGGGUCGCUCUAGUAUGUUGGACAAGGGAAACCCUGUCCUGCAAUCUGAUUUGCUUUCCCAGUCAACUGUUAUGUGUCCUUUUGUUUCCAGUUGUUUGGAGGAAAUCUUUCUCUGAAAUAAUUAUUGAAACUAUUCCUUUUUCAAUGCGAAGAAUAUUAAUUACGAUGUUAGAUAAACUUAGAAGCCUAUCGGCUUUAGACAAUAUUCAUACCAAAUAAAUUAAUGAAAUACUAGAAGGGGAAAUGAAAGAAGAUAAUGUUCUGCAUAUUAUUGUUAAAGAAUAGGAUAGUGUUCCAACCAGAUGAAGAGCAUUUUUAAAGAAUGUUGCAAAACACCGAUAAUUGAACGUUAGACUUGACGUAAUUAUACAAUCCUUAGGGGUACUUGUAGCAUCUAACAAAUGAGACUGUGAAUAAACACAUAAUUAGACAUAUUUCAAGAGAUUGCUUAGUGUUCAACAUGCUUGGAUUAAGCCUAUUUGCAAAGAUGUCUGGAUUAAGCCUAGUCGCCCUUUGUUGUUGACCAUCCUGUUGGGAAACUUAUUGAUGAAGCUAAAUGUUUGGGUACUAUGAUCAGGCUAUAUCUUUCCUCAUCAAAAUUUAUAUAAAGGGAAAGGAUGUCAAAACAUGUCAUGCCAAAUAGGUUAUUGGAAGUUUGCAAAAACUCAUAUUUUGAAAGGUAGUAUGAUUUUACCUCUUCAUUUGAGCUCAAUAACCUAAUUUGAUGAGCCUUAAAGUUUUUUUUUCGAAAUUGAGGAACUAAUCAAUCAACAAAAGAACAAUUAGUUUGACUAUCUUAACAAAUAAUAUCUUGAUGGAAGCCAUAAAAAUUCUCUUCGUCCUUUUUCAUGGAAAUCAAUAUUGGUCUUAGUAAAGUGGACUCUUAGUGUACGUCAUGGAGUUACUUUUGAGAACUAUUGUCUCAAGGAUAGCAAGAAGCAUUCGAUUGUGUUUCAUGAGUAGGAAUGCUCUUUUUAAAAUAUAUUCUGCGUUUAGGGAAGAUUAAAUCCUUGAGAAAGGGCUGAUGUGUCCUGUCCUUGACAUGUUCUCACUCACACAUCAUCACUUAUCUUGACAAAUCCGCAGAAAAAAGAGACCUUUAUUACGUGGCCUUAAAAAAUGCACAUAUGCUCUCAUUAUAUACUGCCAACUGUAUCAUGUAACAGUUGGUAAAACAAGGAUGAAAAGAUGAAAGAUAAAACAUAACUGAACCUCCUAGAGAGGAUCUUUGGUGGAUUGUAACUACUUUAGGAACCUGAUAUGCACAUAUCAUAAGACGUCACUCACUUCUGCUCUCCCUUUCAAGUUUCUGAUAGAAGCUCUUGCAUUCAACUUGAUUAAUGCUUAUGUCACUAAACAGGGACAAACAGCCAGAAAAAAAAUCUCUUCUUCUCAAAUCACAGAAUAAUUGCUAGUUAUAUAUAAUUAUCUUGACCAGAAAAAAGGGAAGUAUCUAGGUUAAGGAAAUUGACCAAAGGAAACUAACCAACCAAAACUAACUCUUAAUUUCACAUUUAUUCCACAUUUCAUCUAUAGCUAGUGAGUAGUCAUUCCCCAUUCCCAGCUUAGAUAUAGUUCUUUGAAAUAUUGAACUACUUAAAUCCUUAGUACAACUAUAAGUUGUCCAUGUAGACGUGUAAGGUACAAAUAAGUCUGAUUUCCAACUUUUCCUUGAUGUGUUUUGCUCGUCUUGUUGUCAUAAUAGGGUCUCAUUGGGCCGUCCCACUUAAUCUUCAAGUCUUCUGGGAUAAUCUUCAAACAAAGUAGUUUACACAGACCCUGAGCCAUUGCUCAGAAUUUAGCCUUACUUGACUGUGCUACCACAUUCUAUUUCUUAUUUCUCCAUGUCACGAGAUUGUAAUGAAAAAAGGUGCAGUAUCCAGUGGUUGAUCUCCUUCCAACACUAACCUUGUAUAAUUAAUAACUGUGUAUGCCUCAAGUACCAAACCUCCAUUUCUUUUGAAUAGAAUACUUUUUCAUGGUGUCCUUUGAGACAUUGCAACACUUGGUGAGCUGCAUGUAGGACUUCUUUUGGACGGUGCAUGAAUAGGGUAAUCACAUUCAUUGUGGAUGUUGUAUCUAGUUGUGCUUGAGACAGAUAAAUGAGCCUUCCUGUCAAGUGCUGAUGCACUUUCUUAUCUACUAUAGCAUCUUACUCUGCCUUUCCAAGUCUAAUAUUCAAAUCUAUUGGAUUAUUUCCUGGUCUGCAUGCAUUCUUACUUGUUUCUCUAAGAAGAUGAAAAAAAUCGCCUUACUUCAAUCUCAAGAAAAUAUUUCACUCCUCUAAAACAAUGGCUCAAAUAAUAUUUCUCUUUAUCCUCAUUCUUGGUCACUCUUAUCAACAUAUACCAAGAGUGAUGUGACUCUCUUUGAUGAUGAGUGUUUAAUAAAUAGUCUAUGAUUUUCUAAGAUUUGUCUAUAUCCCAUAGGAAUCAUAAUUCUCAAAAAUUUGGCUAACUAUACUUGCGGUGAUUGCUAAGUCCAUACAAGGUUUUCUUCAAUUUACACACCGUAUGUCCCUCCAAAUUAUUCUUAUAAUCUGGUAAGAUUUCCAUAUCAAUUUCUUUCUCUUGUUCACGAUUUAAAAAUAUAUUUAUCACAUCAAAGUAUUAUAAUUUCCUACCAUAAUAGUUGUUAAUGAUAACAAGAUUCUAAUAUUAUUCAUCUUUGCGACUGGAACAAACAUUUCUAAGUAAUCAAUCUCAUAGGUUUAAGUAUAGCCUCUGGUAACCAACUUAGCCUUAUAUUUCUUUAGAUUUUUAUACUUCGUAAUCAAUCUUCAGUGUAUAGAUCCUUUACAGUCCAAGUGUCUCUUUCCUAUUGACAGUCUUAUUAUUUCCCAACUUUUGUUCUUCUCUAAUGCUUCCACCUCCAAAUUCAUUACUUAUUUCUAUUUCUUCUUAGGGAUUGUAAUAGUGUUUAAGCUAACUAGGAAGGCUCUAUAAGAUGGCGAAAAUAUUUGAAGGACAAGAACCCUUCCUAGCUAUUCAGAAAGGGUAAGAGGAUAUAAAGGUCGUUUUGUUCAUUCUCUAGUUCCCUUCCUAGCUAUUAUUACUCAUGAGAUUUAGUAUCAGCUUGUAAUUAAAUCUCAUGAUCUAAGUUGUAUUCUUGGGCCUACAUAGAUUCUGAAACAACUAUCUCCUCUUUUGAGAACACCUUCCCUUUUGCUAAAUCUUACAUUUUCAAGGGCAAAGUUAGAAUUAUCUUGAGGGUUUUCUAGAGUUUGAAAUUCAAGAUUUGGCUUGAAGUCAGAUACAAGUUUAGAUAGAGGAAUAGUGGAAGACAUUAGAAGUGGUGGUGGAUAAAAUUUCCCAUCCUUAUCUUCAAUGAUUGAAUACUUCCCUUGAAGAAACAGUGUGAUGAAAGUGACAUGUACUGAGACAUUUUACUUUUUGUUGAACAUUGAUAACACUUAUACCCUUUCUGAAUUUAGAAUAGUCCACAAAGAGAUAUUUUAAUACCCUUGGAUCUAAUUCCCCCUCCCCCCCUUUGUUGACCGUAAACCUAAACGAAUGAUACACAUCCAAAUACCCUAGGGACAAGAUUAUUAGUAGUGUGUAGGUUUGGAUAGAAUAAGGACAAUGUUUCUAUUGGAUUCUUGAAUCCUAAGACUCUAGAAGGCAAAAAAUUUAUGAGAUGAGUGACCUGACCUAAACCUUUUGACUUUGACCCCUAACUGAUUCUUAGUCAUGGAACAAAAAAUUGAUAAAAAGGUACUAGAAUCAGAUUUAUUUUUCAGAAAAAAAAUUAUACUAACAAGAGUACAAUCAUCAAUUAAUGACAUAAACCAUCUAGUCCUAUAAACAUAAGGAACUAUAGAGAGGCCCCGUACAUCAUUAUGAAUCAGUUAGAAAUGAAUAUAACUUAUUGUUUUACUGACUAGAAAUGAUAAACAUUUGUGUUUAGCAAAUUCACACACGCUGCAAUGAAAAUCUUCAACACAUGCCUUGAAAUAAAGGAACAAACAUAAUGCUAAUAACCCUAAAUCAUGGUAUCCAAGUUAGCAAUGGUGAAGCCAAACACCUUUCUUAUGAAAUGAAGAAGGCUUAAAAGAAUGAAAUAAUUUUUCCUUUGCACGAUUUGACUGGCUCAGUGCUUCGACGUAAUAGAAUCCAACCCAUUCUCCACAUGCCCAAUCAUCCUCCUUGAAUUCUUGUUAUAAAGGGCACAAUGAUGAUGUUGAAUAACUACUUUGCAGUGCAAAUCUUGAGUAAGCUUUUGGAUAGACUUUAAGUUUGUGGACAAUCUAGGGAAAUGAAGAACAAUUUUAAAAGUCACUGAAGGAUUUGUUUUAACAUUUCCUGCACCUUCUACAAUGGUCAAAAAAUACCAGCUGUGGCCAUUUUCCUACUAUUUGGACAAGGAGUAUGUGGAAAAGACGUGGUGAAUGAAUAAUAUGUUUGGUAGCAUUUGGAUCCAUUAUCAAGGAGUUAGUAAGGGUCACACUGAAGACAUUGAAUAUAAUAGAGGAUGAAUACGAACUUAAAUAUGCCAAUGAUUAGGAAUCUGUUACUUUGUCAGGAUUGCCAAUGAAUGAUCUCAGCCUCUUGAACUCUUCCUGGUUGAGACCACCUAACUCCUUUGGUACUGCUUCAUUCUGCUAUAUUGUCAUGACAUGAUCUUGAGCAUUGUUCCUUGGCUGCUCUCUUUUCUGUCCCUUUCCUUGACUCAGAGGUUUUCCAUGGAGCUUCUAGCACCAUUCAUGAUUAUGAUGGGGCUUCAUAGGCUGUCCUUAUGGUCACUCUUAGCAACUAAUGCUCUCUCCACAUCUGUGGUUGAAUUAUUGCCACGUCUAGCCACCAUAGCUGAGUUGUACAUGCUUUGUGGUUCAAGCAUCAAGCCUCUUCUGCAUUCCCUCUCCUUGAAUCAGUGUCACUACAUUAUUAAAGCAUGGGCCUUCUGCUUGCAGAGAAUUUGAAUUCUCACAUGAUCAAAUUCUGGAUUAAGCAGCACAAGAAAAUCAUUAACUCUGUCUUGCUCAAGGAAAUCCUUAAGAAUAGCUGCAUCCUCGGGACAUUUGGUUUUAAACACCCUAUCAUGGUCAAGUUCUUGCCACAACGCUUUCAACUGGUUAACAUAUUGCACAACUGUUUUACUUCCCUGUUUUGCAGCAAUUUUCUUCCCCUCAAGGUCAUAUACUUGAGCCGCAUCUCUAUCUUUGGAAUAAGUCUGUUGGAGUGCAUCCCAGAUAUCCUUGGUUUUUAGCAAAUAACAUGAUAUGUCACUAAUCUCAGGUGUCAUAGAAUUCCAUUACCACACCAUAACCAUUUCAUCUUCCUCAUCCCAUGCCUCAAACUGAGGAUCCUCUUGUUUUGGCCCUGUAUCUGUGAGAUGGCUGAUCUUCCCUUUCCCUUUCAGCACAAUGCAAACAGGUAAUUUUUUCCAUCCAAUCUGUUUGUAGCCUACCUAAAUACUCUGCAACUCCCCAGGUUAUCAAAACCAUGCAAAUUCCUCUGAUUUUGUUGUAGUGAUUAUCUCUCCUACUCUGACAUCUCUAAGGUGUGGGACAGUAUGGACAGCUGUCCGAAAUCUGCAGAAAAAACUGCCAACUACAGUAGCAAAAGGAUUGUUGAUGUUUAAGGCUGAGAGAAUUGACAAUGAAGAUUGAUAAUCAGGAGAGGUUCUUAACAAUUAAGGGUGAUCUGUAUAGCCACAAUGAAACCACAGAAAAAAAAUUCCCAAGUUUACUAGCCUAAGGCUCUGAUACCAUGAUGCAAACCAUGUGAGGAUAAACAAUCAGGAAAAUCUUUUCUUCUUCUCAAAUUAUAUAACAAUUGCUAGUUAUAUACAAUUACCUAGGCCACCAAAACAGAAACUAACUAGGUUAAGGAAAUUGACCAACUAGGAAAUUAAUAAACCAGGAAACUGACAAACUGGGUAACUGACCAGCAGAAACUCAUUUUAGGACAAUUUUUUUCGUUUAGGAUUUCAAUCCCCUUGACUGAACAUGUGAGAUAGUUCCUCUUAGUCCAAUCUUUCCUUGAUGAACUAUUGGUCAAUCUCAAUGUUGCAAAAAGUUUUCAGAGGUAUUCUUGGGACAUUUGUUGUUACAAUAUACCUUUAUCAAGAGAUCAACCUUUGCAGUAAUGACUGGGACUAAAAAUUCAACCACAACAACUUAUUUAUCAAAUUUGCCACAAUAUUGCACUCAUUCCUUGGAACAAAACCUAGUGCACCUACUUUACUUGCUUUCAUCUUUAAGAGACAAAGUUGCCUCUGAAAUGGAGUUGACCUUCUGUUUUCAUUAAAAUAUUUUCAAUCUAUAUUUCCAUAACCCUAAGUGUUAGCAGCUGUUUGACAUUGAAAAUAACGGGCUGUUUCCUGAUGAAGACUUGACAUACUUGAUAAGUCUGGCCAUGGCAUCCAUGUAAGAAGUCUUGGGAGGCUUGCUUCAGCUAGCUGAAUAAAGUUACUAUGGGUCACCUAAGAGAUAGUGAACAUUUGAGAAGGCAUUUGUCCUCUAUAGGGUUUUCACUAAUUUAGUGGUCCAGUUUCAUCAGUAAAUGUAGAUACCCUUACUAGAUGGAGUCCCCUCCAUGCUCAAGAAGAUUUUAGAUGAUUAGCAUGUUAUGCCCAAUUGUUUAGCAAUAUCUUUAAAUAGUUAUGCCUCCACCUUUUUAUCCCUGGUGAGCACUAUGUCAUUUACAUAUAAAUAUCUCUUGUGGCAUGUUUUUUAGUGAUGUAGUUUUUCUUUUAGGAUAUAACUGCAAAAACAAUCAAUCCUUGAGGCUUCUCAUCUAGAAACCAUCAAUGGGAAAAUAGAGAACUUUCUGUAGCAUAUAAUGAAUAUCCCUGUAAAUUUCUGACCCAUAUGAAUGAGAUGAUAAAAUGUGAGAAAACCUAUACCAAGAAUUAGUUUCAUAGGAAUGGAUGUGCUAGUUCGUGUAAGAAUGGUUAUAAGCGAAUUUCAAGCGAGUAUCAGAUAGAAUUGUUCACGUCCAAGAGAAUUUCAACAAUGUUUGUAAUGAAUAUAUAGAGAAGCAUGGGUUUUUGGAAGGUAGCUCUUGAAAUAGUGUAUAAAUGCAGAAAUCCUCGAAGAUUGACUUUUAUGAUAUGGGUCGAGGGUUUAAGGUGGAACAUAAGGAAAUUCAUAUUUUUAUUUCCACUUGUUUGAGAGGAAAUCGUAAAAAUGGAUAACUUCAAUUGUUCUCAUCUAAGAGUGUUCUGUGUGUAUGCACAGAUAUACGUACAGAGAGAUAGAGAAGAGAAAGAGGUUUAUAUAUGUACAUGCAUGUGUACAUAUAUAAGUAUAUGCUCGGGCUAGCUGUUACCUUUAUAUUUCAAUUAAUAAUAAUAAAUCUCAUGUAUUGUUUCAUUUUAUCAUUUUUUUCAAAGAAGUCAUCGUUGUUUUUCUGCUCCUGUUUUAUUUAGAUAAAUAGUUCUCUAUUUGCUUAUUUUAUUUUUUAUCUGGGUAAUUUUUUAUCUGGUGAAAUUAAUACGAUCAUAAACAUAACUAAUAGAUAAAGUAUUUGAAAAUGACUCUUUUGAGUAAUACAAUAUUCGGUAAUUUCGUUUCUUGUGUUCAUCACACAAUUGCUGAGAAUGAUUUGCUUUUCCAAUUUAAAUUAUUCAGUCCAAGUGGAAAGCAGUUAACAUCAUGCAAGGAAGUUUCCUCUUAUUUACUCUCUUGCAUUGGAUCCCGAGAGGCCAGAGCUACACUUGCUGUUGAAAGUGGUGCUGACAAAUCAGGAAAUGAACAUGUAAGAUUUUUGUAGAAUUUCCUUGUAUUUCAUCGAAUUUGUUGGUACUAGUCCUCUUCGUUUUAUUACAGGCUCUAGGUUUUAGUCAUCAAGCAACUAUGGCAACAAGAAGUCCACAUUACCCUUCAAUCACACCGCCAACUUCUAUUCUAUCUGAUGCUGGGAAGCAAACUGUUUUAUUUGCAGUUGGGAAUCCCGUAAAAAUAGAAUCUCAAGAUAUUCUAAGUUGUGAGAAAUGCAAUCUCACUUUUUCUGACAAGGACUCCGAAAUACAGCACUUCUUGGCAUUUCAUAGGCCAAGUAGAAAGAGACAUAGACGUGGGAAAUCUGUUACGGAUGGUGUUAUCAUAAGGGAUGGGAAAUACGGGUGUCAAUUUUGUAAUAAGUUCUUUACUGAGAGACGACAGUACAAUGGACAUGUUGGAAUUCAUGUGAAAUACAAUGAUAGGAGUCUUUAUACAUUGAAAACUGAGACUCCUAUCGAGAAAACUAUUCCCUCUUCCUCAGAGGGGUUGCCUUCAGCAUUUGUUAAGCACGUAAGUUCUGUUGACUGUGAAGUGGAGACUAUGAUAAUUGAAGAAGAUUUAAAUGCAAGAUCUGUUCGUUUACUAAAUAAUUUUCACCCUCACGUUAGUGAGCAUGCUAAUGGUACUGCCAGUGACCAUUUAGUUGCGUAUCAAAAAAAUGAAAAUAAGGCAAUUACAGUACAUGACAUUCGUACGAUUGGAGUCAGUGGUGAAAUAGAUAAUCAUUUGGCACGGACUGAUAGCUUUGACGAUGAAAAAGAAAUGAAUUUGAAAUCUUCUGAUGAUGACAGAAGUUUUGUUCGAGAAGAAUGGAGUGGUAAAUGCAAGGCUGAAGCAAAUAAUAUUUCCCCUCAAAAAGGUCUGCAAAAUAAUUUGAAUAAAGUUGAUUAUGGUUCAGUGUUUAAUAUUGAAAUUCCUGAAAGCAGAUUUGUUGGUUGUUUGGCGAAUGACCAUUUUAUGACUGAUCAGGUACCUAGAAAACCCUCUGAAACUGGCGAAGUCCUGAAUGGUGAUCUGCGUCUAUGCUUUGAUUCUACCUGCCCAUCUCUUGGUGAUAUUGGAAUUCUCUCCACCAAAGAUCUUCCUAGAAAUCAUCUGUCUGAAAAUAUGACCAGUUGUAAAGUUGAGAAGCAGAGUAAGGUGAAGAUGACUUAUGGUAAUCGUCCAAUUAUUGUAUCCUCGGAAUUGACCGUAUGUUCUAAAUCCGGUAAUGAUCAUGUUGUGAAUAGUGAGAACAAGGUUCACCUUGAAAAUAAUGUGAAUUUUUCAUGUACUGAGGAGGGGAACUCAAGUAAGACUGUUCCUACCUGUAUGGCCAGUGGCCUUGCAGAGCUGGCUAAAUCUAGCAGUGAAUUAGCAAUUGCAGUGUCUAAUGGGACUGUUGCUGUGGACCAUAUUGUGCACGAUAAAAUUCAGCUCUCCAGAUCUACAGAGGAAGGAUUUCCCGAAAGUUUUACCUUGACCCCUGGCAGAAAAUGUGGGAAUGCGGAUACCCCUGGAAAAGAAUGUGUGCUUGCCAUGUUGAAUCAAUCUCGUGCUGUUGUGAAAGAUGGCUUUAUGAGAGAUGAUACUUUAGUCAAUGGAGAUGCCCCAAGGAAUAUUCAUGUUUGUGAUGAAGAGAACGUGAUGUGUAUUCAACAAGCUAACUUGCAGAUUCUAGGGGAACAAAGGUCUGUUCGUCCUCUCAUCCUGGAUAUGAUAUCUGAUAAGGUGUGGUGCCUAAACUUUCCUAAUUUUAUCCAUGGCUUGUUGUUGAAUUUUUCCUUCAUGAACGAUUGACGGAAGAAAUUAUCUAUUAUUUUGAUGAGAAAAGUGCGAGCUUCUUUUAAUGAAAUUGACAAGUUGUUGCUACUAGGAAAGCUAACUGCUCAAUAUUGUCGGUUAGCUUUAUAGAUUGAUUUAUGUUAUGUGCAGUGUGAUGGCAGCAAUUUGGGCGUUAGAUCCUGUUUCUGUAAUUUCUUUAUCAUUCUGAAGUGUUCGCCUCUAUUUUGGUUCAUGUUUUAUGGAGAAAUCACAAAAGUUCUUAUUCUUUAGCUUUCUUUUAUAUGCGGCUUACUUUUUCAAGCUGA
Spirodela intermedia is the source of this 10915-nucleotide messenger RNA. Lineage: Eukaryota; Viridiplantae; Streptophyta; Magnoliopsida; Alismatales; Araceae. The record is from the annotation of a GenBank genome assembly.